AUGGAGCGCGGUUGCAACGGGAGGCGCAAGUACGGGCUGGGGCGGUGCAGAGAGUGUGUGAUCCGUCCCGUGAGCAGGGGCACGCGGUGCAAGCUGGGAUGGCGCAAGGGAGGGUGGGAUCCAUCCCACGAGCAGGGCCACGCGCCGAAGCCCACCUCGCCGCCGCCACCCGGACGCGCGCCGCUGGUGACCACGACGUCGUCGACGAGCGCGAUCGAGACCGUGGAGGGCACGCACGUCUUCCACGUCUGCGGCUACAGCCUGCUGAGGGGCGUGGGCCCCGGCAACUACGUGUGGUCGGGCACCUUCGCCGUCGGCGGCUACCACUGGUCCCUCCGGUUCUUCCCCGACGGCGACGCCCGUGGCGGCGGGCCUGCAGGCGGCGGCAAGAGCAAGAGCAGCGGCGACGACGAGUGCUGUUUCCACGCGGAUCUCAUGACCCAGGGAGCCGACGCGAAGGCGUGCUUCACCAUCGGGUUCGUGAACCAGGCCGACGGAUCCACGCGCUGGGAACCGACCACGCCGCUGAUCUCCCUCAGCACCGCCGGCGCCGGCACCGGCAACGGAUCGCCGCCGCCGCCGUCGUCGGCCAGAUUAGUCGUCCCGAGGACCAAGGUGGAGGACUUCGCCGUUCUCCGCGGCGACCGCGUCUCGGUCAUGUGCCGCGUCGCCGUUACCCAAAACCAGCGGGUCUUCGCGGCCGCCGAGCCGGCCGUGUCGAGGGUCGAGGUGCCGCCACCAGACCUGCCGGAGUGUCUCGGGAGGUUGCUGGAGGAAGGAGUGGGGACGGACGUCACGAUUCAUGUGGGAGAGGAGACGUUCGCCGCGGACAGGAUCGUGCUGGCCAUGCGGUCGCCGGUGUUCAGGGCGCAGCUCUAUGGGCCGAUGAGGGACAAGGGGGAGCAGCAGCACCUGGCCGUCGAGGACGUGCAGCCGUCUGUGUUCAGGGCACUGCUGGGAUUCAUCUACACGGACGCGUUGCCCGCCAUUGACGAUGACGGCCUAGAUGAGCAUGACCGAAAAGAGAGGAUUUGCCAUUUGCUUGUGGCGGCAGAUCGGUACGCCAUGGAGAGGCUGAAGAUGAUAUGCCAAGGCAUCCUCUCCAAGAACCUUGCAGUGCACACCGUGGCGGCUAUGCUGGCACUUGCUGAUCAGCACCAUUGUGAUAUGCUUAAGGAGAGUUGCUUUGAGUUCAUCUUCUCUCCUAAUAGGCUACAUGAUGUUGUGGCAAGUCGAGGGUAUGCAGAGCUCAAAACAACUUGCCCGUCAGUCUUAGUGGAGAUUUUGGAGAAGUCAAGUAAGUUCUGCCAAAUCUAG
Molecule: messenger RNA, 1317 nt
Organism: Miscanthus lutarioriparius
Lineage: Eukaryota; Viridiplantae; Streptophyta; Magnoliopsida; Poales; Poaceae
Source: the annotation of a GenBank genome assembly